CUUUUGUUGCACACGGUUUCAUAGCUGUGACUGCACUGGUUUCUGCAUGAUCAGUACGUACCGGUAGGUAAACAAUAUAAACUACAAUCACUUCCCGAGUUACCGUACAUGAACCAGUAAGAAAACUACAGAAUGUCUGAAUGCAAACGUAGCCAGAAGAGAGUUGCUAUCUGGAGUGUAGCACGCUCCCUGUCUACAGUUUUUGUACGCUCUCUCUCCCAAGUGCCAGAUUCCAUCGUCCUUUUUGAGGAAUUUACAUCUGCCCUUUUAUACGCUACCGGGACUUUUGAGUCAGCAAAGGCCGUCUACGAGCAGCCCCGGGAAGGCAAGUCUCUGGUUCUUGGCAAGGACAUGGGUUUUACAAUGUCAGGGAAGUUUGAGAUGGUACCUGAAGGAUAUCAGCACAUCUUCUUGGUCAGGCAUCCUGCUAAAUCCAUCCCGUCACUAGAAGCGCUUCUUGCACCUCUUCCAAGGGAGCAAAAAGAGUUUUACAUCGGGCUGAAUCAAUACAAGCCUCUAUUUGACCUCCACAGACAUGUGACAAGCAAGCUUGACCAGCAGGUUACUAUUCUGGAUGCUCAAGACCUGAUUCAGAACCCAGAGAAGACCAUCCAGACUCUCUGCCAAAUCCUUGGACUGCCCUUCAGCGAUCGACUUCUGACUUGGGAUCCUAUCGAUGGGAAACCGAGCAACUGGAUAAUGUCCUCUGCUAUGUGGGAGGACUGUGAGUCACUCGGCUGGAUGAACAAUUGUCUGAGAAGCACUGGUUUUAUUAAGCCCGCAAAGCAGCAGAACACAGACGGGGAAGUCGGAAAGUACCCGCUGACGCCAGAGAUUGAGAAGAUGAUUGAAGAAGCUCUGCCAUACUAUCAAGCACUAUGGGAGCUACGCAUCAAGCUUGAUGAAUGCAAUUAGAGGCUCCACACUACAGAGUGUACAACUUGAAAAGUUGCCAUUACAAUCUAUUAAACCAUUGCUAUGACGUCACACCUAUUGUUAAAAGUGUGAAUUCGGAACUACAAAUCUGUUACGAUUUACAAUGACUGGAUAUGGAAUAAGCUCUUGUUGUUGUUGUUGUUUUUUACUCUGUGUCUCUCUUUUAUUGUUUCUGGGGGUUUAUUUUAUAUCAUAUGUUUUUCUCUGGUGUUGCCCUUUUUAUCUAUAAUUGGAAUAUUUUUAUUUUUUUGUAAUUUUGGAUUCGUGUACCGGUAGGCCUAUUUUAAAUACUAAACUUUAAAAAAUUCCUUCUUCUAAAAAUAAUGUAUGUAAUUUUAAACUAACCGGUGUUUAAUGUAUUUUCCUGUAAUUGGCUGUUUCGGCAACUGGCCGGAUUGAGGCAGUGGUCACCCCUCCAAGGACCACAGUCAAGAAAUAACAGAUGAUUUUGCAGGAUUUAUCGAGGCUGUAUGCUAAAUGAAUUUUUACAUGGAUGCAGUUGGAGGAUUUUGCAGGAUUAAGGUUGCAUCCUAGCAAAAAUGUCUAAAGAGCCU
Messenger RNA from Patiria miniata (bat star), 1490 nucleotides. RefSeq lists its product as uncharacterized. Bases 133 to 915 code for a protein of 260 amino acids. The transcript has a single exon. The record is from RefSeq and is a predicted model, not a curated record. Lineage: Eukaryota; Metazoa; Echinodermata; Asteroidea; Valvatida; Asterinidae.